Messenger RNA from Opisthocomus hoazin, 2283 nucleotides. Lineage: Eukaryota; Metazoa; Chordata; Aves; Opisthocomiformes; Opisthocomidae. The record is from RefSeq and is a predicted model, not a curated record.
AAAUUUGGAGAGCGACCUCAACCGAAACGACUCACCAGGGAAGCAAUGCGAAAUUACCUAAAGGAACGAGGUGAUCAAACAGUUCUAAUACUCCAUGCUAAAGUUGCGCAGAAGUCGUAUGGAAAUGAAAAAAGGUUCUUUUGUCCUCCUCCGUGUGUGUAUCUUAUGGGCAGUGGAUGGAAGAAAAAAAAAGAGCAAAUGGAACGGGAUGGUUGCACUGAGCAAGAGUCACAACCUUGCGCCUUCAUUGGAAUAGGAAACAGCGACCAAGAAAUGCAGCAACUGAACUUGGAAGGAAAGAAUUAUUGCACUGCCAAAACAUUAUACAUAUCAGACUCGGACAAAAGAAAGCACUUCAUGUUAUCGGUAAAAAUGUUCUAUGGAAAUAGUGAUGACAUCGGUGUGUUCCUCAGUAAACGGAUCAAAGUCAUCUCCAAACCUUCUAAAAAGAAACAGUCACUGAAAAAUGCAGACUUAUGUAUUGCAUCAGGGACAAAAGUGGCACUAUUUAAUAGACUUCGAUCCCAAACAGUUAGCACCAGAUAUUUGCACGUAGAAGGUGGCAAUUUCCAUGCCAGUUCACAACAGUGGGGAGCAUUUUACAUUCACCUCUUGGAUGAUGAUGAAUCAGAAGGAGAAGAAUUCACAGUGAGAGAUGGCUACAUUCAUUAUGGGCAGACUGUCAAACUUGUCUGCUCAGUUACUGGCAUGGCACUCCCAAGACUGAUAAUUCGAAAAGUAGAUAAACAAACAGCGUUAUUGGAUGCAGAUGAUCCAGUAUCGCAGCUCCAUAAAUGCGCAUUUUACCUUAAAGACACUGAGAGAAUGUAUUUGUGCCUUUCCCAGGAGAGAAUAAUCCAGUUUCAAGCCACUCCAUGCCCAAAAGAACCAAAUAAAGAAAUGAUUAAUGAUGGAGCUUCUUGGACAAUCAUUAGCACAGAUAAAGCAGAAUACACAUUUUAUGAGGGGAUGGGACCUGUCCAUGCACCAGUGACACCUGUGCCUGUUGUAGAAAGUCUUCAGUUGAAUGGUGGCGGGGAUGUAGCAAUGUUGGAACUUACAGGACAGAACUUCACUCCAAAUUUACGUGUCUGGUUUGGGGAUGUGGAAGCUGAAACCAUGUACAGAUGCGCAGAGAGCAUGCUAUGUGUUGUUCCAGACAUUUCUGCAUUUCGAGAGGGUUGGAGGUGGCCCCCCCAGCCAGUCCAGGUUCCAGUAACUUUGGUCCGUAACGAUGGCAUAAUUUACUCCACCAGCCUUACCUUUACAUACACACCGGAACCAGGGCCACGACCACACUGCAGUGCUGCUGGAGCAAUCCUCAGAGCCAACUCAAGCCUCGUGGCUUCCAGUGAAACAAAUACAAACAGCGAGGGAAGUUACACAAACGUCAGCACAAAUCCAACCAAUGUCACAUCAUCUACAGCAACUGUAGUUUCCUAACUACUGUCGUUUGUCCGGACUUUAACUGACUUUUAAGUGCUCCAUUCAAGAGAACUGAACAAUUUUUGUGGUUUCAUGGGAAAACACCUCUCCAUUUUAGGUGAUAUUAUUUGAACCUUGUUACCUGCAAGUGCUGAUCUUAAAUAUAGAAGCCACAAUAAAAAAAAAAAAAAACAUCCAAAACGUAAGAACUUUAUUGAAAAUCUAUUUUUCAGCUGUUUUUUUUAAUGGGCAAGAAACAAAAAAUGUGGCUGGGAUACAUGUUGAGCAAACUAGAAAACAUGAACACAAAAUAGUUUUUAUGGACCAAGAAACUUGUAUAAGCUUUAGUAUAAAAGGUACAUUUUCACCAUACCUUUUUUGUAUCACAACGUAUAGUACACUUUUGUUACCAAAUAGUUUAUAUUUUUUUUUCCUCUGAGCUUUUGCUCUGAAGUAUAUUCAGGUUCCAAGCCUGACCAUGCUUGUAUAAUCUAAUUACCAUACUCUUCCAGUUUUAAAAAAAUAUAUAUAUAUUUUUGGUCUGUGGCUGGAACUGUUCCUUUUUUUAAACUGAAGUCUUGUGACUUUUUAUGAACUGAAAUUGUUUUUAUUUCAGCAAGUAGAACCUUGUAAAGGCCAGCAUAUUUUUUUUAAGAUUAUAUGAAGUCUGUGCAAAAGCUUUAAAAAAUGCCUCUGCCUUGCCUGCAAUACAUGCAAUGUAUGUUAACUUUAGUGCUCUGUUUUCAGUCAUUGUUAAUAGUUAUUUCUGGUUUCCUUUUUUAAAUAUGUAUUUAUAGUGAUAAUUCAUGAGGUUCUAACAUUACAUGAGUUUGUUUUUCUAAGUGGCAUCUCAAGCAG